AGAGCGAGAUCAAACUGAUUUCUAUUUGCUUUUCUCUGGACCCAAAACCGGACCAACAUCUAGAUCCCACCAACAUUUACAAAGCAGGAAGACAAAUAUCAAAUACCAGCAUCCAUGGUGGGGAGAAAGCGCCAGUGGUGUCGGGAGAGAAUGAGACAAAAAGGUAAAAAACAGGACAACCAAAAUUCUAUGGAGUCACUGAAAAGGACCAAAUAUAAAGCAGGAAAAGAAAAAAAUCCACAUCCAGAAGGAGGAAAAAAGCGGAGGGGACGGCCGCCAAAGGCAGGGAAAAAUAUAUGUGCCACUUCUCAGGGUUCUGAUGCUAGUGAACUCUUGAUAGUUCCAAAAAGAAAAGGAAGGAGAAACUAUCCGUUGCACAGAAAUACCUUCAAUUGUACCUCAGAUUUAAACAAACAUGGCAGACACCACAUGCAGGAAACACCAAAACAAAGUAUGGAAAAUCAUAAUGAUCAUAUUCCCCAGGAAAAAAGACGGAAGAAAGAGUAUAAAUGCCUCCAGUGUGGAAAGAGCUUUGGCCGAAGCAAUUACCUUACUUUACAUCAAAGAACUCACACUGGGAAAAAACUCUUUGAAUGCAAGGAAUGCGGAAAAAUAUUUGUUAAGAACAGUCAAAUUAUUUUACAUCAAAGAACUCACACUGGGGAGAAACCAUAUGAAUGCACAGAUUGUGGAAAGAGCUUCAGUUGCAAACAUCACCUUGGUACACAUCAAAGAACUCACACUGGGGAGAAACCGUAUGAAUGCGUGGAAUGUGGAAAGAGCUUCACUUGCAGUGGUAACCUUCGUUCACAUCAAAGAAUUCACACUGGGGAGAAGCCCUAUAAAUGUGUGGAAUGUGGAAAGAGCUUCACUCACCCUAAUACCCUUAAGUUACACCAAAGAACUCACACUGGAGAGAAACCUUAUGAAUGCACGGAAUGUGGGAGGAGCUUCAGUGAUGGCAGUCACCUUCGUUUGCAUAGACGAACUCACACAGGGGAGAAACCAUACGAAUGCAUGGCAUGUGGAAAGAGCUUCAGUUGCAGUGGUAACCUUCAUUCACAUCAAAGAACCCACUCGGGGGAGAAACCCUAUGAAUGCAUGGAGUGCGGAAUGAGUUUCCAUUGCAGUGGUAACCUUCGUUCACAUCAAAGAACUCACACUGGGGAGAAACCUUAUGAAUGCAUGGAAUGUGGAAAAACCUUCAGUCACAGCAGUAGCCUCAGUUCGCAUCAAAGAACUCACACUGGGGAGAAACCAUAUAAAUGCCUGGAGUGUGGAAAGAGCUUCCAUGAUAGUGGUAGCCUUAGUUCACAUAAAAGAAGUCAUAGUGGGGAGAAACCAUACAAAUGUAUGGAAUGUGGAAAGAACUUCAGUCGUAGCGGUAGCCUUAAUUCACAUCAAAGAACUCACACAGGGGAGAAACCAUAUGAAUGUACUGAAUGUGGGAAAAGCUUCAGUCAGAGCAGUAAUCUUACUUUACAUCAGAGAACUCACACAGGGGAGAAACCAUAUGAAUGCAUGGAAUGUGGAAAGAGCUUCAGUUGCAGUGGUAACCUUACUUUACAUCAGAGAACUCACAUAGGAGAGAAAUGCAUGCAAUGCGGGAAGACCUUCAUUGACAGCAGUAGCCUUAGUUCACAUCAGAGAACUCACACAAAGAAACCAUAUGAAUGCAAUAAAUGUCCAAAGAGCUUCAGUCAGAGCAAUAUCCUCACUAGACAUGAAAGAACUCAUAGUGGGGAGAAACCGUAUAGAUGCACACAGUGUGGAAAGAACUUCAGCCAGAGCAGCAACCUCAAUAGACAUCAGAAAAUUCACAGAGGGGAAAAACCAUAUAAAUGCAUGCAGUGUGGAAAGGACUUCAGCCAAAGUAGCCAGCUUAGUUCUCAUCAAAAAACUCACAGGGGGGAAAAACCAUAUAAAGAUAAGGUAUAUGGCAAAACCUUCACUCAGUGUAGAAAUUUACGUUCCCAUCAAAAAAAGGAAAACAAGAAACUGUAAAUGUGGGACGGUUGGAAUGUGGAAAGAGCUGCAUGAACAUCUAUGCUCAUUCUGUUCAUCAAAGAAUUCACACAUGGGAGAGACCAUUUGAA
Messenger RNA from Pogona vitticeps (central bearded dragon), 2096 nucleotides. NCBI's taxonomy places the organism in Eukaryota, Metazoa, Chordata, Lepidosauria, Squamata, Agamidae. The record is from RefSeq and is a predicted model, not a curated record.